AUGCAUUAUACUGUACUGGUCACAGAAACACGUCCAUCUCCAUCCAACCCCGACAAAGAAGUGGCAGUUCAAGUGCUCCCUGAUGAAGAUGAUGCAGUGCCUGAUAUAUUUGAGGAGCAGCAGCAGCAGCAGGCGACAUCAAGCCAGUAUGCAGACAUGCUCCCAGAUGCAGCUUUCAACAUGCUGCACGAAAUACAGCAGCAUAAGAUGGAGUCGAAUAGUAACAAGCAAGACAAAAACAUUACAAGGUCAGACCCAGAGUUAGGGACCAUAGAUACUGUUGUAGGGUUGGAAAAUCUUAUAGAUGAAUCCACACCCACAAGACAGGAGGAACGGGAAGUGAAACCAAAGGUAGUGAAAAGUGAACCCAAUGUAUCUGUGGAUGCAAGUCACAAGAGAGAGGAUAUGGAAUUAACAAGUUUGUUAAAUAGGAUGAUGGCGCAAAUUCGAGAAGGGAAUGCUAGUUUGAAAGCAGAAAUGGCUAGUCAUAUAUCCCAAUUGGAGGAAAACCUAUCUGGUAAAAUAAAAGCCAAUUUAGAUAUUUUGAAUACGCAAAGCCAACGUAUCACAGAGGUAAACAAAUCAGUAAAUAGCAUUAGGGCUGAAAUAACAAAUGUUCAGAGAAAAGUCACAGAAAUAGAGAAAAGAUUUGAUACCGAAAUUCAGAGAAUAGAGAAAUCAGUGGAACCUUUGGUUAGUGAAAAAUUAGAACCGAUAAUUGAAAGUAAAUUACAGGUGAUAGUACCAGUUGUGAAGAAAGAGAUUGUUAAAGAAACGGCAGCUGAUAUUGAAACACUGCGCAAUACCAUGUUGAGUUUUGAUGCAUGUGUGCAGGAGCAUGAAAAUACACUGCGUAAUGAGAUAAAAUUGUUAAGUCAGCAAGUUCAGAAUCAGACGUUUCUUAACUGUAGUGGUAUCCCAUUGUAUAAUGCAGGGAUACAAACAGAGGAGAGAGAGCAGGGAGGAAUUAUUAAGGGAAAUGAAGUAGGAAAAGAAUAUCGGUCGGAUGUGAAGGCUCACGUGAAUGAAAUAAGUACAAUUCGAGGUCAGAGUGACGAAUUGAUGAAGGAAGAGUCAGAGAAGGCGUUGUUUGUCGGUAGGGAUGGCAACUGUGCAGAGAGGCAGGGGCAAGGUAGGAGUGAUGUGACUUAUGGUAAAAGGUUCGUACGAAUAGUCGACGAAUCGCAUCGAGAAGUAAUUAAAGAGGAAAGGGUGGAUAAGAAAAAGAGGCAUAGUGCAGAGACGCAUGCCGAUUCAGAAAUUACCUCGUAUGCAGAAUAUGUACAUCAGCUCAAAAGCCAGCCAGCACAAUUAGAAAGAUCUUCCACUCAAGUGAUUAAUUUGGACCCGAAUAUGACAGUGUUAGAGAGCCAUACCGAUUAUGAUGUGUACCUAGUGACAGCAAGAAUACAUGACUGUGAUGAAGAUUCUUUUAGAGAAAUUAGAGAAAGUGUAUCUAACCAAGAGAAAGAGUGUUGUGAUCCCUGUAGUACUGAAGCAAAUGAGUUGAGUGAGACUGGAAUUCCAUUAGUAGGGGAAAAUAAUGAAAGUAAGAGUGGCGAAUGCACUAUCCAACAAAGGGAAAAUAGAGAAAUGGAUUAUAAUUUGCGAGAAUUAUUUGAAUCCGAAGAAUGUCAUAUUUCUAAGGAGGAGGAAUUAUCGUCAGAAUCAUCAGAAAGCAUCCAGGGAGAAAAAGAAGUAGAGGAAGUUUCCGAUCCCGCAACCGAGAGUUCAGGCAUGACAGAUUCGAAUGAGAACGAGAUGGCAUUAAAGAGCCUAGACGAAGGACUAUUGGAAAAAGUGGUGAAAGAAUUUAGGAUGAAAAGGAGAAAGAAACCUCCAGAUGGAAUGCUUCUUAAGGGACAUAUAGUGUUGCCUGGCUUCCUCACUUUUACUGCAAUAAUUUUUGUGCAUAAGUUGCAGUAUCCUUAUUUGCUCAAGCCUCUCAGUGUGCCACUCGUUAGAGUGCUGUGA
Molecule: messenger RNA, 1974 nt
Organism: Schistocerca piceifrons (Central American locust)
Lineage: Eukaryota; Metazoa; Arthropoda; Insecta; Orthoptera; Acrididae
Exons: 5
Coding region: 1-1974 (657 amino acids)
Source: RefSeq, a predicted model, not a curated record